CGUUGGUCAGGGAGGAGACUAGGGCUUUAACAUAUGGAUCCAUGUAUCACCUCUUUUAAUGCUCUUUCCCUUCUUCUUUUAUAUUUCACUCUAUUGUUUUCAUGUUGGAACUCUCCACAAUCGUCUCCGGUCAUCCACCUCUCCUCUCCUCUUUUCUUGUCUUUCCUUUCUCCUUCCUCUCUCUCUUCUUCCCUCUCUCUUUCAGCCUAUAAGUUACCCACGCUGUAUGUUGCAAUCCUCUCCUUGCUUGGCCUCCUGGUCCUCCUCUUGCUGGUGUGCCUGCUCUCCUGCCUGAUCAACGUGCGCCGUCGAGCGGAGAAGGCGAGGCAAAUUGCCUUCAUUGCCCAGCAUGCGGGCAAGGGGGAUGGAGACGCAUUCGUCAAGGUUGUUCAAGAGGCCUAUACACGGUUCGCUGAGGAGUCCACUUUGGCGUCUACGUGGGACAACAGCAAUGCUACAGAAAGCACUGAGGUCACUAUCAAGGGUCUAGAGGUAUCCAAAGCAGGCCGCUACCACACUCUCUCCUCGGACAAGAACUUCCUGGAGAUGAGCGACUCGGGGGUAGAGUUCAACUCUUCCGCCCUCCCGUUGGACAGCGAAUGCGAGACGGACAUACCCCAGACCUUUACCUCCCACAAGCUGCUUCUCAACAACUCUGACAGCGUGGCCGCCACCGUCAUCCCCGAGGGAGAACAAAGCGCCAACCGGACCCCCGACUCGGCCAUGAGCCCCAGCCCUGUGACCCAGGCCCGCUCUGAGGCCGAUGCCCCUGAAGAAAACCUGAUGGGUGUCAGCACUCCAGAGCCUGCUGAUAAAGCAAGCAGCCCAUUGGUUCCCAAUGCCACUGCAGAGAGCACCACCACCUGAGAGCUCCUGCACUUUAUUCCUAAAAGUCAGACACAAACCACCGGACACCCUGACUCUUCUGCCUCAAUUACUCCCCCCUCACACACACUACCCAAAUCCUGAUCACUGCUUUUUUAAACUAAAGCUACACAAAAACACUUGGUGUAAAAAUUGCCAAUCUAAAUGCACUAGACUUCCUAAAGAACAAAUACAAGACCCUAGCUCAUUAGAACACUUGAAUUCUGUGCAUAUGGGAAAUGCAUGUGUAAUGGAGUUAAGAACAUACCGUAAGCUCACUCCACAGCUACCUUGAAAUGUCGCGGAUGGAGCCAUCCAAUUGGUACCUUUAGGGUGGCUCAACCCGUUGGAAUGUUGUCAGAGGGCGGUCACGUGUGUUGUGUUGUGUUGUGAAGCAGAGGAUCACCGGUUCGAGCCCAGUAUGGGGCAGUCGGACAGUGGAGAACGCUAAACUGUUAGCAGCACACUGACCCCUGUUACACAUGUUUUUAAAUUAGACUUAAAGCCAGGAUUUAUCCUUAGCUGGGCCAAGAGGCAAUUGAUAGUAUUAAUGACUGCGUAGUGCAUGCAUGCUUAAGAACCACAGACACAGAGAUAAUAUCUAAGAUAACUUGGUGGACUAAGGGAAAGUGCAUUAUGAUAAUUGAUGAAAAUGCAUUAAGAUUACAAUGUCCAAAAGAAAUGAGCGCACACAGAUUUGAGUAAUAAUAUUAAAAAAAUCCUGUAAAAAUGAAUCCCAGAAUUCCUAUAAUGACAAAAAUGAUAACAUUUCUGACAGAGCUACAAUAUAUUUGAUCCAACUUUCUUAUUAGCAUUGAAUGUUCCUUCCACCGAUACUGUAUGUGGGGACACAGACAUGGCAGCAAAAAGUAUGACAUAGGGUAAUAGACCAACUUAAUUAUAUGAAUAACAUUGUAAUACUAGAUUAACAAAACCAAUAAAGACAACUUUAUUUUCUAAAAAAAUCUUGGUAAAUAACGCUUCUGACAACCAUAAACCCAGAGUAUCUGACAUAGGCCUACACCGCUACAAUUUCAUUACAUCCAGAGAGACACUAUUAACAGAAAGUACAGGCACGGCAGAAGGCUUUAACACCAACUCAGAGAAAGCGCUUGUCUCAGCAUAUAGCCUCUAUAGAAUAACAGAGUUGGAGAGCUAAAACCCCCAAGAUCUUCUUAGAUAAUUCUUGCUAACUGACACAAGCCUCGUAGAUUGAAUAACACCAUUCUAUGCAAGAAAGCUAGUAGUGUCCCUGGGUAUGUAACAAGGUGUCCAAUCUCUGCCACUUCCAGUAAAGUAAAUGUUUACUACAUCCCUCAUCUUGCAACACAAAUGACCCAGAACGAAUACAACGGCAACUUCACAUCAGGCCAUUCUGAACCCAUCCACAUAAGAGCAUGUUUCUCAUUACAACCCCAGCCACUGCAGAACAAGCCUUGGAACAGGGACUUCUAGAACUUCUCUGAUGGAUCGGACAUGACAAUGAUCUCUUUGGACGGGACCUGAACGUUUGGAUCGUUGCCCUUUAAUAAAGACAGACUCAAGAGUGAUAGUGGAAGAAUAAGGUGAUAAGGCAGACCUAUUGAGAAUGAAUGACCUGCAUGAUGUCACGUUCCUUUUUUCAUUACUAUUUUGCCUGACUCCACGGCCUAAAAUGAACUGAGUGCUGAAUUGAUAAAUGCUAACGAUUAAGCCAACUUUCCUGACAGACUGAAAACACAUUGCUUACUGAGAAUGGAGUACCAACAAAGCCAGCAAGUUAUUAAGAUUCAAUGCAUUUGCUGCUGCAUUCAUCACGGUCUUUAUGGGAGAAUGUUUGCGCAUUUCCUUUUAACACAAUAUGUACUGUCAGAUUCAUUUAUUUGAACUACACAUCCCACCCAGAAACUCUAAACUAAUAACAGUAGCUACUUCAUCUCAAUUCAGUACAGCAUUUUUUCUAACGCCUUGUAUUUCAGAUAGGUGAGGAUGCAUGACUAGAUGACAAUAAAGCGGCAAAGUCACAAUGCAAAACAGAACAUAAUUCUUAUCCAACUUCGUGAUUGCUGAACUGUUGAAAUUUCAAGAUUAUUGUAUUGUCUAAGUUCUAUUAGAAUUGUACUGUCAAAUAGGCCUAUAUCACGGAUCUAUUCAAUCUAUUCAUUCUGAACAGGAAAAACGCAGAACCAUUCAGAUAACAUCAGUGAGCGAUGUCUAUCUGUCCAUUUGCUGCAAAUAUACAUUACAAAGACAUCCAUCACCAGUCCAUUUGCUUCAGUAACAGCAUAUUAAUACACACCAUUCCACUAAGGAUUCUCACUGGUUUCAACUCUACUCCGAUCAGGUUCUGCAUAUUAUUAACAAGGGCAUUCUGUAUGUCGAUAAUUGGUGUGUGUAUAGAUGAUCAUGGUACAAAGGUCAAAACAAAGGUAAUGAAGGGGUGUAACGGUCCGAGGCAUUCUGGGAUAUGGCAUAGUUGUUGUUGGGGACAGCGUCUGCUAGCAAUAUCGCUACCUCGUGUUGUAACUGAUUUAGGAUGUCCGUGAGUGGUAUUCAAGGGAGUAAGGCAGACAUGAUUGAUGUCUGAAAGAAAAAGCACAAAUAUAAUAUGAGAAAAAGUUAAAUGAAUUGAAUUGCAAAUAAUAAUACCUGCAAAAUACAAGUAUUAUUCUACAUUCCUUUUUUUGGUUGAAAAUUAAGGUUAAAUUGUUUUUAAUGCAAAAUAUCUUAUGUGUAAAUUCAUCAUAUAUGAUGUAGCUACUUGAUUGUUGAUAUUCUAUCAGCUAUUAUCUUGGUUUUGUAGAGUAUUACAAUUUUAUAGAUUUGUGUUCAAUGGGUGCUGAAUUUGCACUGAUUAUUUAGAAUUGGAUUAGGAUGAAAUGACAACUUUGACUAAAGACAAUGUAAAAGCCACCUAAUCUUUAAAGCUAUCCCUUUCAUGUCAGGUAAGAAGCUACUGAAUCCAUGGUCUGGUGAGGUACAUUUGAACUCAUUCCUAUUUUAGCUAAUUGAAGGGGGAUUGAUUUCUGAUUGAAUCUUGAGCAAUAUCUGUGCUUUAGCACUGAAAUGUUGUAAAAAAACAAAAACAGAAAGAAAAAAAUCUACAAUUCUUACCUUACAAACAUUACCCAAAGCUCACUUUCAAGCACUCUUGUAUAUAGCCUAGAUAUAUUGCAUGUGUAUUGCCAAUACUGUUUCUUACUGCAAAGUUAUGCACGAUUUUAUAUCCCUGAGUUGGGUAAUUUAUCCUUUCACUAUGUUCACAGUAGUUACACUGAUACACAUAAUAUAGGAGAUGCCUUAGACUGAGUGAUUGAGGAGACAUAAUAGCAGUAAAAUGCCUAUUUUUCUCUCUCUUUCUCUUCUGCUCUCGUUUGCAUCACAUAUCAUCUACCUACAGUAUCACACGAUAGUAUCAGCACCUCAGAAUGUUUUUUGGAAAACGCUAGACAUGCUUGAACAUUUCAUAAGAACUCUUAGUAUCACGACUACUUUAACUAAUAUUACGCUUUUUUCUUCUUAUGCAGAUAACUGUUGUCAGCUAUAGUGUACCCAAAAACGACUGCCGCAUGUUGACCUGUAGAUUGCCUGUGAAACAGCAGGAAUACUGUAAUAUUUAAAUUGCACUGUAGAUCCUAUCCUUUUGGUGUCUGUUCAUGCAGUCAAGGAGGUAUUCUCAUUGUCAAUAUUAGUAUGGCUAAGACUGGAAUAAUGUACACGUCACCCGCAAAAGCCAUUACAAAAUCACCUCUGCAAUUUUCACAUCUACCAGUUUCUUUUUUUAGGUUCAUUGGAAUGGGUAUUAAAUGCUUAUGAUGUGAUGACUUAGGAAAUGUUUGUCUUGAAAAAAUACUAAGAAUAUAAGGGGAAAAACGUGUCAGAAUGCUAGAAUGGGAGGGCAUGUUUUUUGUAGACCUGCAUUAGAAGAGAACAAUGAUUAUAUUCUUAAUAUUGAUGUCAGCCAACAUGGUAUGCAAGCAAAUGGUCACCCAUGGCUGAGAGUAUGUCUUGGAGUGACUUUAUGCUAUAUACAGGUAAAGAAUGUGUGAUUUCGGCAACAAAGUAUGACCAUUCAUUACAAACAAGACUCAGUAGUAUUUAGUAUUCAGCAAUAUAUGUCCAGUUUACCUACUUCAGGGUUGAGUUCACAAGCCCAAAGUCUAUAGCUGAAUUCAGCUGAAUGUUAUACCUACCUGGCAGGUUUAUUUCAGGUACCUUGGUGGGAAAAGAUGUCAGAUUUAUUAAGGAAAACUGCUUCUGCAACUAUGAAAUGAUGCAUGCUAACGCUCGGUUGUUAUUAUUGCAUUUUAUUGUUUUGUUUCAUUCAAAUGAAUUACUUUCCAAACUCGCCUGUUAGGUUUAAGUCCAGAAUUCAUACUGUUGGCUCUCUAGCUAUAUUAUUAUUGACUUUUAUAAUACUUCACUAUCAUGUAUGAACAACUAUGCCCUUGUAUGCUAGAAUUAACAAUUUAGAAAAUGUUAUACUUUUGGCAUCAUGCACAGAAUUUUUACAAAUAUUUGUUUUCUGUAAUGAAUGAGCAAUGUCCAUUAAAGGAUUUUGAAGAGACA
Coregonus clupeaformis (lake whitefish) is the source of this 5412-nucleotide messenger RNA. RefSeq lists its product as uncharacterized. The transcript is spliced from 3 exons. The record is from RefSeq and is a predicted model, not a curated record. The coding region runs from base 34 to 867 and encodes 277 amino acids. NCBI's taxonomy places the organism in Eukaryota, Metazoa, Chordata, Actinopteri, Salmoniformes, Salmonidae.